AUGAAUAUGAAAAAACGUCAAAGUACACUUCCUUUCAUCGUCACUAAAGUUCCGCUUAUAAAACGCGCCUCUCCUGAUAUCAUUCCGAUUAUUAAGAAAAGUGAUAUUCCUACUGAGGUUCCAGUUGCUAAGAAACGUACUUUUCCUUUGGCCAACUCUUUUGCUAGUCCAUUAAAUUCAUUUUCUUUGGCUAAUAACUUUGACAGUAUUAACGGUUUCGGUGGCAUUGGUUUACUUCCGUUGGCCGGUGGAUUUGGUGGAUUUGGUGGAUUUGGUGCACCCCCACUUACCGGUCUUGGUGGAUUGAAUCCUAUUGGUAUUGCUAUUUGA
This is a messenger RNA of Cetraspora pellucida, 330 nucleotides long. The record is from the annotation of a GenBank genome assembly. Lineage: Eukaryota; Fungi; Glomeromycota; Glomeromycetes; Diversisporales; Gigasporaceae.